Molecule: messenger RNA, 545 nt
Organism: Dreissena polymorpha
Lineage: Eukaryota; Metazoa; Mollusca; Bivalvia; Myida; Dreissenidae
Product: lysozyme-like
Exons: 3
Coding region: 16-495 (159 amino acids)
Molecular function (GO): lysozyme activity
Source: RefSeq, a predicted model, not a curated record
ACUGGACAUGAGUAUAUGAGACAUGAGUAUAUAAAGACCGAACAGCCGAAAGAAAAUAAGGAACACCAUCUCACAAUGCUCGGACUUGUUAUCUUCGCCAGUGUAGCCUGUGUGGCCGUGAAUGGCUGGGCGACGGGUCUAGUGUCGCAGGAAUGCAUGCAGUGUAUUUGUCUGCAAGAGUCCGGAUGCGUUGACCCAGGCUGUAAGAUGGACGUGGGCUCGCUAUCAUGCGGAUACUUCCAGAUAAAGGAGGCCUACUGGAUUGACUGCGGUCGCCCUGGUGGAAGCUGGAAGACGUGCGCCAGUGACAAGACGUGCGCGUCCCAGUGCGUGCAGGCUUACAUGGCGAGAUACGUCGACCACUUCCACUGCCCCCACACAUGCGAAUCGUACGCCCGUGAGCACAACGGCGGACCGAACGGCUGCCAUUCUGCCAGCACCGUCGAUUACUGGCACAGGCUGUUGACCAAGCCAGGAUGUGCUCAUGUGCAUUAAAUAAUACAAAUAUCUAUGCCGAAUAUCAAAUAAAAAAGACGCGUGAUGAA